Molecule: messenger RNA, 2952 nt
Organism: Monascus purpureus
Lineage: Eukaryota; Fungi; Ascomycota; Eurotiomycetes; Eurotiales; Aspergillaceae
Source: the annotation of a GenBank genome assembly
CUGGAGUCUCAAACAAAUGGCUCUGACAUCAUGGAAAUCAUUCAAUUUCUUCGACGUUUCGCCGGUCCAGCUACCGGACGAAAGCGCAUCUGUGUUCGGUAGUGGUGAUAUCUCAUGCUUGUGUACCGGGUCCGGUAAUCUGUUUCUGGGUACCGUCGAUGGCAUCGUCCAUACCGUCUCGUCGACUUUCAAGAUCGUGCGGUCCUUCAGAGCAUCCGAUCAUGGUUCGAUAAACCAUAUGAAACAAGUACAGGGCACAGCGCUGCUCGUUACAGUCGCGGAGGAUCUUUUGAAUGAGCCUCAACUAAAGGUUUGGGCGCUCGAUACAACCGAGAAGAAAACUGGUGCCCCUCGAUGUCUGUCGACGAUCUCUAUCAAUAAUGCGAGGAGACAGUUCCCAGUUUCGGCUUUGGCAGUCUUAGAUGAUCUGUCCCAGAUUGCAGUCGGCUUCGCCAAUGGGUCUGUCACUAUCAUUCGAGGCGAUCUCAUCCACGACCGCGGUGCGCGUCAGCGUAUUGUUUUCGAGUCGGAGGAGCCGGUCACUGGGCUCGAGACACGAAUAGGAGGAGUGUCGACUCUCUACAUCUCUACCACUAGCCGGAUACUGACCAUCACCAUCGCCGGCAGGGGACAGGGCCAUCCAGCUCGAGUUCUCGAGGAUACUGGUUGUGGGGUUGGCUGUAUGGUACAUGACAAGGAGACAGGGGACAUUAUAGUGGCUAGGGAAGAUGCUAUAUACACAUAUAGCCCACGCGGGCGUGGCCCCAGCUACGCAUUCGACAGCCCCAAGUCAUCAAUCAACGUCUUCCGGGAUUAUGUUGCCUUGGUCUGCCCACCGCGGGUUAAAUCAGACUCCCUGAGAAAGCUUGGUACCGCUCCAACCGAAGACAUAUUCAGCACACCCACGUUCACCUUACUCGAUACUGAUCUCAAAUUUAUCGCACAUACUGAGAACCUUGUUUCUUCUGUGAAGAGCAUAUUCAUGGAAUGGGGAGACCUAUUUCUUCUGGAAACGGACGGAAAGAUCCAUCGAUACCACGAAAAGAGUCUGCAGCAAAAGCUCGAGAUCCUCUACCAGCGCAACCUCUAUAUAUUGGCAAUAAACCUGUCACAGAAGCUGGGCCUCGAUGCGUUGCAGCAAAAUGUCAUAUUCCGGAAGUAUGGUGACUUCUUAUAUCAGAGAGGGGACUAUGACACCGCGAUGCAGCAAUACCUUCGAGCGAUCGAGAACACCGAGCCAUCGCAGGUCAUCCGGAAGUACCUUGACACGCAACGGAUACACAAUUUAAUCGAGUAUCUUGAGGAAUUGCACGAACAUGAACGAGCAACUGUAGACCACACUACAUUGCUGCUGAAUUGUUAUGCCAAGUUGAAGGAUACAAGUAAACUGGAUUCUUUUAUUAAAGCCCCAGGAGAGUUGAAAUUUGAUUUGGAAACCGCAAUCUCAAUGUGCCGGCAGGGAGGCUACUAUGAGCAAGCUGCUUAUUUAGCUACGAAAUAUGGCGAGAAUGACAUGGUUGUCGACAUUUUGAUUGAAGAUUCGAAGAAGUACGCCGAGGCCGUGGAAUACAUUUGGAGACUCAAUCCCGAGACGGCUUACCGAAAUCUUAUGAAAUAUGCUCGAGUCUUGUUGACGAACUGUCCGGAGGAAACGACUUCAUUGUUCACUGAUUAUUAUACCGGGAGUUAUCGACCAAGGACAGAGGUCGAACCUCCGGCAGAAUCCUCAUCCCAGCCCGCGAGCACAGUCCAGAGUUUAGCAGCAUUUCUUCCUCUUCCUUACAUAAAUGUCGGUGCGGGUACGAAAGUUGAGCUGACUGAAACCCCAGCAUCGACCGAGGACGAGAGGCAAGUACCAGCUUAUGGGAUACCGAAGCCUCGAACGGCAUUCUCAGCAUUCGUGGAUUGUCCACAAGAGUUUAUCUCUUUCUUGGAGGCUUUGAUCAAACAAGAAAACUUAAAAGAAGAGGACAAAAUUGAUCUCUUCACCACUCUAUUUGAAAUGUACCUGGACACUGCCAGUCGAAAAAAGGAUGCGGCGGAAAAGGAAGAAUGGGAAAAAAAGGCGAAGAAGCUCAUAGAGGGAAGGGAUAUCCCAAUCUCAACGUCGAACGUUUUGCUGCUUUCCGACUUAUCCAACUUUCGAGAGGGGUCGACCCUUGUGCGAGAACAAGAAGGUCUCCGAUCAGACAUUUUUCGAUCAUUCACCACCGCCAAAGAUACACAGGGUGCUAUCAAGGCUCUAAGGAAAUAUGGCCCCGAGGAACCGCAAUUAUACGUAGACGCUUUGACAUAUUUCGCUUCGAGCCCAGAAAUUCUCGAAGAAGCUGCUGAUGAGCUGGAUGCAGUCUUAAGAAAAAUAGAUGAAGACGGGCUCCUGUCACCCCUUCAGGUUAUCCAAGCCCUUAGCAACAAUGCAGUGGUGACGAUGGGACGGAUCAAGAAAUAUCUGAGCGAUAAUAUCGAGAGAGAACGGAAAGAGAUAUCCACUAACCGCCGUUUGACGUCAAGUUACAGCACGGAAACUGAGAACAAGAGGAAGGAAAUCGAUCAGCUGGGUAACAAAUCUGUCGUUUUCCAAGCACGCCGAUGCAUGUCAUGUGGAGGCCCUCUCGAUCUUCCGACGGUUCACUUUCUGUGCAAGCAUUCCUUUCACCAGCGGUGCUUGAACGAGGUUGGAGAAGAUGCGGAAUGUCCUAUCUGUGCCCCUCAAAAUGCCACAAUAAGGGCUAUUAGAAGGAGGCAGAUAGAGUCUGCGGACCAGCAUGAUCUUUUCAAGGGAGAGCUCCAGCGCUCCAAGGACCGGUUUGGCAUUGUGAGCGAGUUCUUUGGACGAGGUGUGAUGAGGCCGCAGAGUACUAUGGAGUGAUGGAGUGUCAACUAAAAGAUGCCUCUUUAUUUUUACCAGGCUUCUACCUUCCAUGACUUAAUACCCGAUUCACUUUAUCCAAG